Messenger RNA from Sphenostylis stenocarpa, 2043 nucleotides. The record is from the annotation of a GenBank genome assembly. Lineage: Eukaryota; Viridiplantae; Streptophyta; Magnoliopsida; Fabales; Fabaceae.
AUGGGGUGUGUCAGCUCGAAGCAAGCGGUAUCGGUGACGCCGGCGAUUGACCACUCGGGCGCGUUUCGGAGCAAUGCGGCGGGUCUGGGCGAGUCGGAGAGGAAGGAGAAGAAGAGGAGCAAGAAGAGGACCGAGUCGGGGGGAGCGAGUCAGAGCGAGGUAGGAGAGUCGGGCAGAACGAGUUCCAAUUGCGAGUCCCUCAGCUUCAGGUUGGGAAACCUUCACAAGUACGUGCAGGGAGAACACGUGGCUGCCGGCUGGCCGGCGUGGCUCAGCGCCGUCGCUGGCGAAGCCAUUCACGGCUGGGUCCCCCUCCGCGCCGAUGCCUUCGAAAAACUCGAGAAGAUAGGGCAGGGAACGUAUAGUAGUGUGUUUCGGGCGAGGGAGCUUGAGACGGGGAAGAUAGUGGCAUUGAAGAAGGUGCGGUUCGACAAUUUCGAACCGGAGAGUGUCCGGUUCAUGGCGCGUGAAAUAUUGAUUCUGCGACGGCUUGAUCAUCCCAAUGUAAUAAAGCUUGAGGGCUUGAUUACUUCAAGGCUCUCCUGUAGCAUUUACCUCGUCUUUGAGUACAUGGAGCAUGACAUCACAGGGCUCUUGUCUUCCCCUGAUAUCAAGUUCACUGAACCACAGGUUAAGUGCUACAUGAAGCAGUUGUUGGCUGGGCUUGAGCAUUGUCACUUGCGGGGAGUGAUGCAUAGGGACAUUAAGGGGUCUAAUCUUUUGGUGAAUAAUGAAGGGGUUUUGAAGGUGGCGGAUUUUGGGUUGGCGAAUUAUGUUAGUUCUGGGCACAGGCAACCUCUAACUAGUCGUGUCGUUACCUUGUGGUACCGGCCACCAGAGCUUUUGCUUGGUUCGACGGACUAUGGUCCGGCCGUGGAUCUUUGGAGUGUUGGCUGUGUUUUUGCGGAGCUGCUUGUGGGGAAGCCUAUACUUCAGGGGAGAACGGAGGUUGAACAAUUGCACAAAAUUUUUAAGCUCUGUGGCUCCCCACCUGAUGAAUACUGGAAAAAGACUAGACUUCCUCAUGCAACGUUAUUUAAGCCACAGCAGCCAUAUGAUAGUUGCCUUCGACAAUUCUUUAAAGAUUUGCCAGCGACCAGUGUACAUCUGCUACAAACUCUUCUUUCUGUAGAACCCUACAAACGAGGAUCUGCUGCAUCUGCUCUCUCAUCGGAGUAUUUCAAAACGAAACCUUAUGCAUGUGACCCAUCAAGCUUGCCGAUAUACCCACCUAGCAAGGAAAUCGAUGCAAAACACAGGGAAGAGUCAAGGAAAAAGAUUAGUGGACGAGUUCGUGGAACUGAAACAAGAAAACCAUCAAGAAAGCCACUGGGAUUCAGUAAACUAGCCCCAGCAGAGGAUUUGGCAAGUCAAACUCAGACUGCCCAGAAGUUCAAUGGUAAAUCUUUCCGCAACCAUGAUGAAGACAAGACUAAAAUAGUUGACAGAGUACAGAAGCCAUCCAGCGGUAAAGCUGAAGAUGCUUCCCAUACGAAGAAUGCUUCUCAAGGAGAUAUUCCCCUUUCUGGACCAUUACAAGUUUCAACAUCAAGUGGAUUUGCAUGGGCAAAAAGCCGGAAAGAUGACACCUCAUUUCGAUCCCAUUGUCGAACUAUUUCCAGGGGACAUAUUUUCAAUCCAUUAGAUACUUCUACAAUUAGUUCAAGGAAUAUUUUGGAUACUACAAACCAGGAAAAUAAGGAGUUUUGUGGGGGAUGCGUCAAUUCUAGGGGCCAUGACCUGCUUGAAAUUUCUAAGCUUUCAAUGCAGAAUCAAUGGAGUAAGUUUGAUCGCCCAGAUUCAUUUGAUGCUUCAGAUGAGUACCAUUCACAAGAACUGUCUAUGGCCCUUUAUCACAGAGAAGAUUCAGCAUCCAAGAGAAGUAACCUGAGUUUUCAAGAUCAAGGAGAAAAGGUUGAAUUUUCUGGGCCCCUGCUAUCUCAAAUGCACACAGUUGAUGAGCUCUUGGAAAGGCACGAGCGUCACAUCCGGCGAACUGUGCGGAGAUCAUGGUUUCAGAGAGGUAAGAAGACGGGGAAGUAA